Cladocopium goreaui is the source of this 1162-nucleotide messenger RNA. The record is from the annotation of a GenBank genome assembly. Lineage: Eukaryota; Dinophyceae; Suessiales; Symbiodiniaceae.
AUGGCUGACGCAGUGGAGAAAGAGGGCGGUAGCCCGUGUUCGGUGGAUUUUGGGGAUGGCGAUGAACCGUCGCCGCCCCCCGCCGAUGCGGAUGAAGAGCCCGGCGUUAGCCAUGGCGGUGGUCCCGAGAACAUCAGGGAGCCAACGUUCCAGGAGGGCAUCAUGAGGCCGAUGAGAGUUCAUUCAGCUUUGAAGAGCUCAAAGAACUUUGAGGAUUUCAGAAGAAACAGGCCCUUCAAGUUCCUCCACAUGUAUAGCGGCCCAAAUGACCCUUUGGGACAAGCCAUAAAGAUCGAGGCGGCCAAGAACAGACUGGAAACUGUUGUCUUGAGCUUGGACAACAAAAUUGACCAAACCCUGGACUUAUCAAAGCCAUCAAGUUCCACGGCAAUCAAGCAAGAGGUAGCCAGAGGGGAGUGGGAUUACACACAUGCAGGCUUUCCAUGUGGUAGCUUCAGCAUGGCACGUCACAAUGCGACCCCUGGUCAACCUGGUCCUGUCAGGGAUAAGGCGAACAUCUAUGGGUACCAGGGCAAUACCCCACAACAACAGGCUGAAGCUGACAGGGGCACGAGGAUGGCGACGCAGGCGGGGGACAUCUACCAGGAGCAGGUGAGAGCGUGCGAAGCCAGAAAAGUCCCCCCGUUGGCAACUCUUGAGAACCCUCCUGGAAGUGAAGAAUCAGGAGGGGCGUGGGACCUACCGGAACUUCAAAAGGCACUGGAAGAGACGAAAGGAGUUAAAAUUCCUUAUCACUCAUGCGCCUUCAUGGUGAAAGAAAAACAACGGUUUUUGAAACCAGGGGUUUGGGCAGGCAGACUUUCAGGAAUUGAAAAACUUCAGAAGGUUUGCAGGUGUCCUGCAUGGAUUAAACAUGUCCCUCUGAUCGGAAAACAGAUGACUUCGUUGGCGGCAGAGUACCCUCAGGGCUUGGCCGAAGCUGUUGCAAAGGAGGUAGUGGCUUCCUGGAAGAAGACUCUGAACUUGGAGUGGUGGCGCUACCAGAUCGAGACAAAGGCCCAGGAGGUUGGGGAUUUACAAAAGAAGUGGCUCGAAAACGAGGACAACAAGAGCAAGGCCGCGGACACAAGGCCACCUCCUCAGAAAAGAGCCGCGGCUAUGGCCUUCAAGAUCGACAACAUCGAAAGCGAUGACAUGGCAA